CUUCGCGAGAACGUCGCCAUGACAGAUUAGAAUGCGUCAAAGCAAGCAUCGGCUUUUCUUCCCUGGCGACAAGCGAUUGAUAUCCUCCAGUUGGCCAUAAUCUGCCAUUUUACCAGAGGAGCACGAGGCACCCUACACGUAAGAAGCGGCCCGUGGACAGUCCCACGUACGCCGUCGUAUCCGCUUAGGGAACCUUGGAUGCGGAAUUCUUGCAGAGCGAUUUUCGGGCGGACCGUUCACUCGUCUGGACGGCGAAGCAAUGAACUCAGUCAGGGUCGGCCAGGCCAUUUUCCUCGUCGGAGGGACGAUAGCAUUGUACGUCUUACUGCGCAGGCUCGCGCAUUCUCGGUCGGCUUCGUCCACCCCGGCGCGAUACGGUUCUAGGCAUGAAGGCCGCCUCUCUGACAGCCCACCACAAUCUCCGCAACGAACAAAGGGCGUCACGCUCUGUCAAGUCUACCCUCCUCCCGACAGCGGUACCAAAACAGAUGUUGACAUUAUUGCCAUCCAUGGUCUUGAUACGAAGUCGCCGGACACGUGGUUAUGGAAACCCAAAGAGGAAUCCCAUAAGCAGAAGGUCGUUCCAUCCUUCAUCUGUCCGCGGUGCAAGCAAGACAUGGGCACAAAGGAGGCUCUUGAGACCCAUCUGGCAGUGGACAAGGACCGAAUUUGCAAUUUUGAGGAGCUCCCCUUCAGCACCUCCAGCGCGAAUCUAGAAGAGGGCAAAAAGGCGCCCGUCAACUGGCUCAAAGACUCGCACAUGCUUCCCAGGCGGUGUCCGACGGCGCGGAUCUUCACCUGCGACUGGCCGGCCGACCUACUCGAACAACCAGACUUCAUCCAAAAAACAAUCGAAGAGUUUGCUCGGCUCCUGCUCGCCGGCAUCGAAAGUCGUCCUCCCGUACCAAAUGACUCCCUUGGAAAGGACGACCGGCCGAUUGUUUUCAUUGCAUCCUGCCUCGGAGGUAUCAUCUUGAUGAAAGCGCUCGUGAUGGCUAGCCACGAGUAUCUUUCGGUGAAACGAGCAACACGUGGCAUCGUCUUUCUCGCCACGCCGUUCCGGGGUACGUCAUUCCAAGACGUGGCCAAGUGGGCUGAGCCGGGUCUGAGGGCCUGGGCUUCAGUUCGAGACAAGAACGUGUCCGGCAACCUGCUCAAGCAGGUGAAGUCGACUUUCGAGCUGGGAGAACUCGUGCGCAAUUUCACUACUCUCUGUCGAGAAAACAAUCUUAUCGACCAUGUGUUCGCCUUCUACGAGACUCAGACGUCAAGUCUUCUACAAAAAGUAGUUCCCUGGCUCCCUGACUCUUUGUCCCGAAAACAACUGUUGGUUGAUCAGCUCUCUGCAACACUGGACUUUGUUCCACAUCCCCUGCCUCUUGAACGACGACAUGUUCUGAUGAACAAGUUUUGCGACCCUGAUUGUGCAGAUUAUAAGAAAGUUUCUGGAAAGAUCGAAGACCUUCUCAGAAAAAUUCGCGAGGGAACGCCGCUUGCGCAGGCCGACAUCUGGAUCCGCGACAAACACUAUACUGAGGAUAAGCUCAAGGUAGAGCGACUAUCGGGCGAGGCGAUAUCGAUGGAUCACUGCUACAUCAAUCUUGCCAUCAUAGAGCAGCCCGACAAAACAUGGAACCGCCCAGAGCCAAGAUCAGAGGCGGAUUCAGCAACUCAGUCCUCCCCGUUUUCACGUUCCGCCAGGCUGAGGGUUGAGACACCGGACGAGAACAUCCAGGUCGAGUUGCCGUCACUCUUCAAUCCACGCAAAAGAGGCGAUGAUGUGGUGCAACCCAGGCGGAUCUUGAUUCGAGGACGUGCCGGCGUGGGGAAGACUACCUUAUGCAAGAAGAUUGUCUAUGAAUUCAUCCGUCGCACAUGGAGUCAAUGGAACGAGUUGUUCGACCGCGUACUUUGGGUGCCUCUGCGGCAUCUGAAGCUUGACGAAAGACGCCAGAUGGCCGGAUACAGCUUUCUCGACCUUUUCAGGCAUGAAUAUUUUUCUUUGCCGAACCAGAGACCGGACCUCGCUGAGGCAUUGUCGAAUACAUUGGACGAGACCAAGAGUCGUCGAACUCUGUUCAUCCUCGACGGCCUGGACGAAAUAUCCCAGGACUUGAGCGACGGAAGCGACAUGUUCCGCUUCCUCAAGGAGCUGUUGGAUCAGCCAAACGUCAUUAUCAUGUCCCGACCAUCUGGUACAUUACCAACUGGCCUACGUGGUAUCGACAUCGAACUGGAGACGAUUGGGUUUUACCCAGACCAAAUUAGCGAGUAUCUCGAACGGAUUGUUCCGGAAAAGGCCAACGAGAUUCAUUCUUUCCUUCAGGGGCAUGUGCUCCUUCUGGAUCUUGUGCGAAUACCGGUUCAGUUGGACGCGCUAUGCUUCAUUUGGGAUGAAAGACUCGAUUCCGGCAUAGAGCUGGAUACCAUGACCGCCAUUUACCGAGCUAUCGAGCAUACCUUGUGGAAGAAAGAUAUUGUGCAAUUGGAAAAAACAGAUGGGGGGGAGCCCGUGACUAAAUUCCUAAUACAUCGUUCCGAUCGGCAUGAGAUUGAGAAACUCGCCGAGGAUGAGAUCUGUUUCCUGGAAGGUCUUGCCUUUACUGGACUGUAUAACGAUGUGAUAGACUUCGAGUCGAGACACCGAAACGAUAUAACCACACUUCUCAAACCCCCUUUCUUACUCGACAAAAUACUCCCACGCCUCUCUUUCCUCAGGACAUCAGAUCCCUUGUCGAAAUACCACAAUCGAUCUUACCACUUCUUGCACUUGACCUACCAAGAAUAUUUUGCGGCGCGGUAUUUCGUCCGGCAAUGGAAACUUGAAAGCCCGGUCAAAUGUCUGACUCUCAGUGGUGGUCAGAUUGAGAACAUGAAACCUAUCAGGUUUCUUCAAAAGCACAAAUACGAUCCUCGCUACGAUAUCUUCUGGCGCUUUGUUGCUGGCUUGCUUGAUGAUGACGGGGAGGCACUCGGCUUCUUCCAGGCGAUUGAGGCAGAACCGCGCGACCUCCUGGGUCCUACGCAUCAGCGCCUGGUCAUGCAUUGCCUAAGCGAAAUCCAGCGGAAGGAGUCGACUUUCAGGGACCUUCGAGCGAAGCUAGAAAAACAAUUGGAACAGUGGCUGUUGUUCGAAUGCGGCUUCACGCAAAACUCCUGGUUAACCCGUGAAAUGGAGUGUCCAGAGCUGGUUCUGGCCAAUGCAUUGGAACGAGCGUCUGAAGAUGCAAGACUGAUUCUCCUGAAAUCGCUGUCCACACGGACAACAGUGCCAUCCAGUGUCAUAGACCUCACGUCUCUCUGGCUGAAUGACUGUAUCUCUGGUCGCCUAUGUAUUGCUAUCUUGCGUAUCUUGAGACAACAGCAAAAGGAGUUGCCGGACACCAUACUGCAAAGCAUUGCAACACGGCUUGAGGAUGACGACGGGUAUGUCCGAGAGGCAGCAAUCAAGGCGCUUCAAGGCCGGGCCGAUUGCAAGCAGGGAAUUCAACUCAGCGAUGACAUUCGGGAAAUCCGGAACAACUUAGGCAACUAUCCCUUCUCUUAACUCUUAGCAUAUAGUAUAAUAUGUCGGUAGAAUAUUGAUUGGACUGUGCUCUUUUCUCCCACC
Molecule: messenger RNA, 3610 nt
Organism: Canariomyces notabilis
Lineage: Eukaryota; Fungi; Ascomycota; Sordariomycetes; Sordariales; Chaetomiaceae
Exons: 3
Coding region: 260-3547 (1095 amino acids)
Source: RefSeq, a predicted model, not a curated record